Molecule: messenger RNA, 4655 nt
Organism: Gekko japonicus
Lineage: Eukaryota; Metazoa; Chordata; Lepidosauria; Squamata; Gekkonidae
Gene: ADGRA2
Product: adhesion G protein-coupled receptor A2
Exons: 18
Coding region: 169-3963 (1264 amino acids)
Biological process (GO): cell surface receptor signaling pathway; sprouting angiogenesis; G protein-coupled receptor signaling pathway
Cellular component (GO): Wnt signalosome; plasma membrane
Molecular function (GO): protein binding; G protein-coupled receptor activity
Source: RefSeq, a predicted model, not a curated record
UGUGGCUGGACGCCGGGCGCGUGUGACGGCCGGGGAGGAGAGCCCCUGGCCCGGCUGCUCCCCGCUCCAUGUCAGCGUCCCGCCGCCGAGGGUAAGCGGCGCCCCGGACCGGAGACCGCCUCGCCCGCACCCCGAAGGCGUUGGGGGCGCCUCGCCUAGGAUGGGCUGAUGAUGGGUUGCUCCGCGCCGUCUCGUCGGGAGCCGCCGUCGAGGAUGCUGUGGGCGGGCGCGCUGCUCCUCUUGGCGGCGCUGUGGUGCGCCGGGGGAGCGCGCAGUUGCCCGCUGCAGCUGCGCGCCUGCAAAUGCGUGGACGAGAGGCCGAAGGGGCUGGCCAUGCCCGGCGCGCCCAGGAAGAGGGUCAGCUGCAGCGGCCAGGACUUAGGCGAGCCGCCGGCGCCCCGGUUCCUACCUAACGGCACGGUCACCUUGCUUUUGAGCAACAACAAGAUAGCAGCCCUGAAGAAUGGCUCUUUCUUCGGCCUGCGUGCUCUGGAGAAGCUAGACCUCAAGAACAACUUGAUCAGCACUAUCCAGCCUGGAGCUUUCCUUGGCCUCUCAAACCUGAAGCGUUUAGACCUGUCCAACAACCGCAUUGGCUGUCUCAGCACCGGCAUCUUCCAGGGACUGACCAACCUCAUCCGCUUGAACGUGUCAGACAAUAUUUUCUCCAGCCUCCAGCCUGGGGUCUUUGACCAACUGCUGUCUCUGAAAGUCAUUGACUUUGCCACGGAAUACCUGACAUGCGACUGCAACAUGCGCUGGGUCCUGCCCUGGUCCAAGAACCACUCUGUCCAGAUAUCAGACAAGACGCUGUGCAUCUACCCCAGCACCUUGCAUGGGAAGCCAGUGCGGAACAUCCGGGAGAGCCAGAUGCGCUGUGAAGGUGCCCCAGAGCUGCACACCCACCAGUUGAUCCCUUCACUGCGGCAAGUUGUCUUCCAAGGUGACCGCCUCCCUUUCCAGUGUACAGCCACCUACCUGGACAACAGCACACACAUCUUGUGGCAUCACAACCGUGCCCUGGUCCAGGGGGAUGAACGCAGCGGGAUCAUCCUGGAGGAGAGCCUGGUCCACGACUGCACCUUCAUCACCAGCGAGCUCAUCCUGUCCAACAUCCAUGUCUCGGCCAGUGGCGAAUGGGAGUGCACCCUCUCCACCGCUCAGGGCAACGUUAGCAAGAAGGUGGAGAUCGUUGUGCUGGAGACAUCGGCAUCCUACUGCCCAGCGGAGCGGGUCACCAACAACCGUGGAGACUUCAGAUGGCCACGCACCUUGGCUGGCAUCACUGCCUACCAGUCCUGCCUGCAGUACCCCUUCACCUCUGGGAACGGGGGGCCCGGCCUGGAGAAGCAAGCAUGGCGACGCUGUGACCGCACAGGCCACUGGGAAGAAGGGGACUAUUCCCACUGCCUGUACACCAACGAUAUCACCCGUGUUCUCUACACCUUUGUGCUGCUCACAGAUGUCAUUGUGGAGAUGGCCAGCAACAUGAUGCUGGUGGACGACCACGUCCUGUGGAUGGCUCAGAUUGAGGACAAGGCCUGCACCAGCAUCGUCCGCUCACUGGAGAAGAUUGCCAGCUAUACGCUCAGCACCAACUCACAGCACAUUUCCGUGAACUCCAGGAAUAUCGCCUUUGAGGCCUACCUGAUCAAGCCGGAAAGCUACAUGGGCCUGAGCUGCACAGCAUUCCAGAAGCGCGAGAUGAUGCUCGGUGGGCGGCCCCCACGUCAGGAGCGAUACAGUGAGCCCCCAGCAGACCAGCAGCUGAAGUUCCGCUGCACCACGGGACGGCCCAACAUCUCUCUGGCCAGCUUCCAUGUCAAGAACAGCAUUGCUCUGGCCUCCAUUCAGCUACCUCCAGGCCUCUUCUCUUCGCCGGCAUCCCCACAUCCACCUCCCGCCAAAUGCAAGCUCCAGGUGCUGGUGUUCCGCAACGGCAAGCUCUUCUGCAGCACCGGCAACUCUUCUCACCUUGCCGACGACGGCAAGCGGCGCAGCGUGGCCACGCCGGUGAUCUAUUCAGGCACACAUGGCUGUGGAGUGAACAACCUCACGGAGCCUGUCCUUCUCUCACUGCGGCAUUUGGGUGAGGGGACUGACCGCAUGGCCGCAUACUGGGAUUUCGAUGUGCUGGCCGGCUAUGGCAGCUGGAGAGCAGAAGGUUGUCAGCUGAUUGGCCUUGAGCUCAACGUCACCACCAUCAGCUGCCGGCACCUCAGCAACGUUGCUGUCCUGAUGGAGCUGAGCAAUUUCCCACGCGAGUCACAGAGCCCAGCUGAAGUGCUGCAUCCUGUCAUUUACACCUGCACGGCCCUCCUCCUCCUCUGCCUGUUUGCCACCAUCAUCACCUAUAUCGUCAACCACAGCACCAUCCACAUCUCGCGUAAGUGCUGGCACAUGCUGCUCAACCUCUGCUUCCACAUUGCCAUGACAUCUGCUGUGUUCGCAGGCGGUAUCACCCUGACUGACUACUUGGUCAUUUGUCAAGCAGUUGGCAUCAUUCUGCACUACUCUUCCUUGUCAACUCUCCUGUGGAUGGCUGUGAUGGCUCGAGUGAUCUACAAGGAAGCCACGUGGAAGGCCCCACAGCAGCAGGAAGGGGAAGCGCCUCUGCCGGCCCCACGCCCAAUGCUGCGGUUUUACCUGAUUGCCGGCGGAAUCCCCCUCAUCAUCUGUGGGAUUACAGCAGCUGUCAACAUCCACAAUUACGGGGACCAUGACUCCUAUUGCUGGCUGGCUUGCAGGCCGAGCAUUGGGGCAUUCUACGUCCCCGUGGCUUUCAUCUUGCUCAUCACCUGGAUUUACUUCCUGUGUGCCGGCAUCAGCUUGCAGUGCCAAGCCAAGAAUCUGAAAGAGAUGCCCAGACCUCUGGAGACCCCACCGCGCCUGGGCGGCAGCAGCAACCUCUUGACUGAUUCGGGCUCCAUCUCGGUCACGUUGAACUCCAGCCCGCAUAGUGCCGAUACCGAUGGCACCUAUUCCCUGGGGGUGCAGUUCUGGGCGCUGAUGAUCACCCAUUUCCUGUACAUCACCCUGUGGGCCUUUGGAGCCACAGCAGUCUCGCAGCGCUGGUUUCUCCUGAAGGUCAUUUUCAGCUGCCUCUAUGGAGUCACCGCCAUCGUGUUGGGGCUCUUUAUCGUCGUUCACCACUGUGUCCGUCGUAGGGACGUGCAGAGUUCCUGGUUUGCCUGCUGCCCGUCUUACAGGAAUGCUUUGCCGAUGCAAGCCUACGUGCACCCAGGGGUGGGGGUGGAGGACGGCUCGCAGGUCUUCAUCGGCUGCAGCCCGGAGGCCGCUCACUCCGCCAAGUCUUCGUCCUCCCCCAGCAGCACAAAUUCAGCCCCGGGUUCCUGCAAGCUCAACAACUUGCAGGUGGCUCUUGGGCAAGCAGAGAGCAACCCUCUGCCGACCCCCUGCUACGAGGAUCCAGAGACGCCCACCGGCAAGAGCAACCCUGCCCCCAGGUACGCCAACAACCUCCACGGGCGCAGCAGGCACCACAAAAGCAGGACUAAGCAGUAUCGGGAAGGGAAGCAACAGCGGCUGAAAGCGCUGCGGGGGCCUUCCUCAUAUCACCCCACCAGCGAGAGUGGGAGCUUCCACAACAGCCUUUCAGAGAGCUACCAAAGCAGCCGGAACAGCCCGCUGAACAAUCUGCACCAGGGCCCGGUUCCCAACCUGGACUUGGCCCUCACGCAGUCAGACUUGAGUGACGGGGGUGGCAGCAGCAGUCACAGGGCAGCGGACUUUGGCAGAGCCCAGCGGCGGAGCACCAGCAGAGAGAACCUCAAGCACCAGGCCAGCGCCGUGGACAAAGAGACUAAGAGGAGAUCGUUCCCGCUCAACGUGGCCAACCAGAACGGGGGUCUGAAGGGCAGCAAGUACGAUAUCAACCUCACCAGCGCCGACAGCACGGCGGGCAUGAGAACGGGUCUCUGGAAGAGUGAGACGACAGUGUAGGAAAGGUUGCCAAACCGGUAGGAAGCUGCGAGCCAUGGGUUAUCUCGGAGCCUGCCAAAGCAAGCUGCAGAGGUAAUUGUUGUGCACUAAAGGGGACGGGGGCGGCAUCGGCAAGAGCUCUUGUGCUCCUCGCUCAUCUGCCUAUAGGGCCGGGGAAGGUUCACCUGGUACUCCAGCAAGAAGGGCAGCGUGUGGGUGUGCCUCGUCUUAAGAAGCAGGGCACAUUUCCCCACACCUGACUUUCUAGACGUCAGGUAAUGUUGGUCAAGGGGUCUUCCCCUCUCCCUAGACAGAGCAGAAGACUCCUCCCUCCCUGAGGUGCCAAGGCACUCACGUGAAAGACAAUCAUGGUCCUAGAGGAUCCAGGAGAAUUGCAAUCUAUUUUAAUCCUUCCUGCAUGUCACUUAGGCCCUAGAUGCUUUUGUAUAUCGUAUGGAGGGAAGGAGGUGUUCAUAAGCUGAAAUCUUGAGCAUUGUAUGUACAUAUGUAUAGGCAAAUUGCUAUCCAGUGGAAGUGCCUUCGCUAUACGUUAAGCAAUCAUGUAAAGGAGAUCUCCUCUCCCCUUUAGCACUUAGCUCAGGGUCCAUUCAUACAGCUCCUUUCCAGCUCAGCUUUGAAGCAGUGAUGAGAUUGCUUCAACAUCACGCCAAAGCAGGAGACAGGCGAUCGUUUUUCGAGAGAACUGAAGGUGU